AUCAAAUCUUGAGUUUUCCAAACCACGUUGUGGUAUAUAAAACAUUUUUGCGGCGUAUUCGCCCUUUGUGAUAAUGUCGGCAGAUUAUGAAGAGAGGUAAAGAAUCCAGCAAAUUGUUUCACUGUUUUAUUAUAACCAGUUACACAUGGCUAGAUAAAAUAACCCGGUCGGCCCCGCAAUUCCGUUAUAAAAUGCAACCUUAAUAUUAGCGGUUUCCUUGUGCUGUCGUUUUAGUGCUAACUAACGUUAGCAACUGUAAAGUAGCUAGCGGUAGUCGGGUUGGAGCCGCUAAAGGCAAGCCCUUUGUAAAAAUGUUUCACGUUAUGACAUGUUAGCUAGGUAGUUGACUCAAAUUGUGCCUUGUAUUAUUGUAAACACUGAUUUGCUGGCCAGCCCACAAAUGUUAAUUGAGUAAUGCAUGGUAAUGCAUGGUGAAGUCGAACUGCUAACAUCGGUGAAGAUGGCUAGCUAGUUAUAAUUUCGCAGGCGAACACCACCAGACCGGUUGCGGGAAAAUGGUGGCCUGUCUCACCAGCGAGCCCCGCCAUGGUGCACAAAUGAUUUUCUGCCCAGUGUCGUUGGUCACGUUUAACUACGUUAGCUAGUAACGGGUGUUCACUAAUAACCUCAAAACUCCGGCUAGCUAGUGUCUCACUGGCUACAGUUCUUAUCCGAAAUAUUAUGUUUACGAGCUUGCUGGAUCGCUUGUUCUUUUAAUGGAGCCACCCUUUCAGCUAACGUUAGCUAACUUUCUGCGCUACGAGCACAUGGUUUUUCGGGUAAAUUAGGGGUCGCUAGGCCUGGUGGCGGUGCUUUAUUUUGUAUUUAUUAUGGAAUUAUUUGCAAUCGGAUAGGACUUUCGGUUGAGUGAUUGCUACUUCCAGCUAGUAUGGUUAGCUAUCCCUGCUGAAUAUGUUGUUUUGCUUGUUAGCGAGCUAACGUUAGCAGUUUCAUCACGGGGUUUACAUUUCCACUCCGGCCUAGCCAGCCAGCGAACCCCCACCAAUUUGUUAUCCACCAUGACUACUGGGCCUAGACAGCCAGCGAACCCAUACCAAUUUAUCUACCAUGACCAUUAUUCUAUUCAAAAUCUCUGAAUACAAGUAAUUUUGCAUGGGCGUGUUCGAUUCGUCUGCAUUGGGAAGACUUUCUGAAAUAUGUGUUUUUGGAAAUUGAGUGGCGUCACAAGUUUGGUUGUGUGUGUGCCCCAAAUUCUGCCUCGCUGGUCGCCAGCACCGAUGGUGGGGUACCAAAACGACCAUCUUAUGCGAGUUUAUUGAACAUCGGUGCCUCGAUUCAAUCAUUGGCACUUCAUGGGCCGAAUUCGGGCAUGUCAUGCCCAUUGCAAUCACACCCUGGCAUUAGACCCCUUAUACAUUUCUGAUUAGAAAUGUUUUUGUUCAUGAUAUCAUUAGAAUUGGCUAAUGAGUUAUGAAAUAUAUGUAUCAUCUAGUAUUGACAUGUGGACGUUUUCCUCCAGAGACCUCUCCAACAGAGACAAUGGCCCUGAGGGCAUGGAGCCAGAUGGCAUCAUUGAGGUAAAGUUAAGUGUUUUGUGUGUGUCAGGCAAGUUUGUCAAAAGUUGGAUGAAGGACCCGGUUAAAAAUUGUUGAAUAUCAUUACUGGCAAUGGGAUGGAGGAGAAGAUGCAUACAUCUAACACCCACAAUCAGGGUCUUGCAUGGUUUUCCAUCUCUCCACUGGCAGUAAAGCAGUACUGGGAGUUUGUGUAAGAAGUACAGUCUCUGGGUACCAUAUACACAAACCGUGGUCUGUUAUCUUUCUCUCUCCACAGAGUAACUGGAAUGAGAUUGUGGACAGCUUCGAUGAGAUGGCCCUGCGUGAGACUCUCCUGAGAGGAAUCUAUGCCUAUGGUUUUGAGAAACCCUCUGCCAUUCAGCAGAGGGCCAUCCUCCCUUGUAUCAAGGGUAAGUUAGUUUCCUAAAAUAAACUCCCACACACAGGAUAUUGUGUGUGGGAGACCUUUUUUUUUUUUUUUUUUUCAUCAAUAUGUAUCAAGAUGGGUAUAAGCUUCAGACAUGGGAAUGACUUCAAUACCAAUUAUAUGUGUUGAUUUUUAUAGUGUUCUUUUUGCGUCAAUCUCUAGCCUAAGUUGUCGCUGACUGAAGUUGCCUGAGCUUCUAUACUUCUAUUCAUCCUCUUCAUUCCUAUGUGGAACAUUAGGUUUCCUUGAGAGAUCAUACGACACUGGCUUUUAUUUAUUCCAGACUAUCCUACAUGUCAGGUUUGGAGACUUUCUCAAUCAUGCCUUAAAUGUUUUAUUAUUUUAAUUGUAAAUAUUAAGCUUGCAGAUUUCCUAAGCCUCUGCAUCUAAACAGUGAACCAAAUGCCUAUAAAGCAUAUCCUUGGUCAUAUUCACUAGGAACCAACUGGGAGGGACCUGUCUGAAUUUGUCCAAUAAGAAAUACUUUAUUUUUCUGUUGCAAAGUGUUUUGCUAUGGUGUCUACUAAUGAAUAUGACCCUUCAUUCCCCACCAGGUUUUGAUGUCAUUGCACAGGCCCAGUCCGGCACAGGGAAGACUGCCACUUUCGCCAUCUCCAUCCUACAGCAGAUUGAUAUCGAGCUAAAGGGCACCCAGGCCCUAGUCCUCGCUCCCACCCGAGAGUUGGCUCAGCAGGCAGGUUACACACAUUUAAUUUGCAACUCCUGUACCCUGUACACUGUCGUGCCGACUCAAACGUACCAUGCUGGCUCUGAUAUUUUAAUAUCACAUGGGCCUUUCCAGCACUGUUGUAGCAACUAUGGUGGAUGAAUUGCCAGCACAGUACAGCUUGGCUUGAUUCUGCUCUCUAGUGUGAAUUAAACCAUGUAGGCUGAUGAUGUAAUGUGCCACCCCUGUCACAGGCAAGGCAGUGUCUUUGAGUGGCACUAAGUCUUAUAUCUGUCAGGGUGAGAGAGGGAUAUUCAUCCCAGCCGACUCUGUGGAGUGAGCAACAGGCUGGUUCAUGCUAUGGGCACGAACUCAUGAGUUACACAAAUCUGAUCCUUAUGAAUAAUGUUGCUUGUCAGAUGAUGACUAAAAGUAAUGAACAUUUACGCUAAAAUUGUCUUGAACAUGGAAGUAGAUUAGGGACGUCAAAUGUUCAGGCUACUGCACAGACUAUGGAAGCUCUAGUCUGAAGUUCACAAGCAAUGUUAUUAAAUUCAAAAUGUUGGCUAGAUAUUUCAACUCUGUAUGGCAAGCGUGAAUGACUAACUGAAAACGUUUGAGGCUGCUUUGAGCCACAGCUCGUUGUAGCUAUGUUAAAUCGAAUCACAUAAUUGUUUUUGUGAGACAGCGUGGUAUCGAGAAUCCUCACAACCAAGUGAAGAAUCUUGUGUGUGAGACCCCCGUCUAUGCUACGUCGUUUAGUGUGCACACCACUACGUUGGCAACACACAAAAAACUACAGGAAAGACGGUUGUUUAAUGUGAGGCUCAGCGGUGUUAGGAUUUUGAAAGUCAUGUAUUGUACACCCGGCAUUUAAAUACAGUGAGGGGGAAAAAAGUAUUUGAUCCCCUGCUGCUGUUGUACGUUUGCCCACUGACAAAGACAUGAUCAGUCUAUCGUUUUAAUAGUAGGUUUAUUUGAACAGUGAGAGACAGAAUAACAACAACAAAAAUCCAGAAAAACGCAUGUCAAAAUUUUAUAAAUUGAUUUGCAUUUUUAAUGAGGUGAAUAAGUAUUUGACCCCUCUGCAAAAUAUGACUUAGUACUUGGUGGCAAAACCCUUGUUGGCAAUCAGAGGUCAGAUGUUUCUUGUAGUUGGCCACCAGGUUUGCACACAUCUCAGGAGGGAUUUUGUCCCACUCCUCUUUGCAGAUCUUCUCCAAGUCAUUAAGGUUUCGAGCCUGACGUUUGGCAACUCGAACCUUCAGCUCCCUCCACAGAUUUUCUAUGGGAUUAAGGUCUGGAAACUGGCUAGGCCACUACAGGAUCUUAAUGUGCUUCUUCUUUGUUGCCUUGGCCGUGUGUUUUGGGUCAUUGUCAUGCUGGAAUACCCAUCCACGACCCAUUUUCAAUGCCCUGGCUCAGGGGAAGGAGGUUCUCACCCAAGAUUUGACGGUACAUGGCCCCGUCCAUCGUCCCUUUGAUGCGGUGAAGUUGUCCUGUCCCCUUAGCAGAAAAACACCCCCAAAGCAUAAUGUUUCCACCUCCAUGUUUGACGGUGGGGAUGGUGUUCUUGGGGUCAUAGGCAGCAUUCCUCCUCCUCCAAACACGGCGAGUUGAGUUGAUGCCAAAGAGCUCCAUUUUGGUCUCAUCUGACCACAACACUUUCACCCAGUUCUCCUCUGAAUCAUUCAGAUGUUCACUGGCAAACUUCAGACGGGCCUGUAUAUGUGCUUUCUUGAGAAGGGGGACCUUGCGGGCGCUGCAGGAUUUCAGUCCUUCACGGCGUAAUGUGUUACCAAUUGUUUUCUUGGUGACUAUGGUUCCAGCUGCCUUGAGAUCAUUGACAAGAUCCUCCCGUGUAGUUCUGGGCUGAUUCCUCACCGUGGUCAUGAUCAUUGCAACUCCACGAGGUGAGAUCUUGCAUGGAGCCCCGGGCCGAGGGAGAUUGACAGUUCUUUUGUGUUUCUUCCAUUUGCGAAUAAUUGCACCAACUGUUGUCACCUUCUCACAAAGCUGCUUGGCGAUGGUCUUGUAGCCCAUUCCAGCCUUGUGUAGGUCUACAAUCUUGUCCCUGACAUCCUUGGAGAGCUCUUUGGUCUUGGCCAUGGUGGAGAGUUUGGAAUCGGAUUGAUUGAUUGCUUCUGUGGACAGGUGUCUUUUAUACAGGUAACAAGCUGAGAUUAGGAGCACUCCGUUUAAGAUUGUGCUCCUAAUCUCAGCUCGAUACCUGUAUAAAAGACACCUGGGAGCCAGAAAUCUUUCUGAUUGAGGGGGGGUUAAAUACUUAUUUCCCUCAUUAAAAUGCAAAUCAAAUUAUAAUAAAAUUUGACAUUCGUUUUUCUGGAUUUUUUUGUUGUUCUGUCUCACUGUUCAAAUAAACAUACCAUUAAAAUUAUAGACUGGUCAUUUCUUUGUCAGUGGGCAAACAUACAAAAUCAGCAGGGGAUCAAAUACUUUUUUGCCUCACUGUAGCAGCCAACAGUUGUCACUGUUGAUAUCCUAUGCCACAUCAUGAUUAGUUGACGUUGACAGGAAAAAGUGGUUUGUUCACUUUUUCCAUGAUGGCAGCCUCCAGAAAUCAACAUCUGACAUUCCAAAACAUUGAUUUAAGCCUUCUACAAGUUCUCAUCUAACCAACCAUGUAUAGGUUAUUCCUGGUUUCCGUGUGCCCUUUGAAUGGUAUUACGGUAGUUUAAAUCGGUCUUCACCCCAAAUGUUUGCACCUGUUCUAUUGAUUUCAGCAUGAUAUCGAUGGAAGUGAUUAACAAAAAAAGUGUUGCGUUACACUUACUGCAGUGGUGACCAACAUGAAUGAAAAUGUAGCUAGCGGUCUUCUACCAAUUGUUCUCUAACCAGUGGUGUAAACAUUAUUCCCAGAUUCCUCUGGUUUUUGAGCUGUUUGUUUUAACAGGAUGUGCAACCUCAUCUCCCCCAACCCCCCCCCCCCCUUCGCGCAAUUCAUUUCAACACUAUUAUUUUUGUAAUUUUUAUUUUACCUUUAUUUAACUAGGCAAGUCAGUUAAGAACAAAUUCUUAUUUACAAUGAAGGCCUACACCGGCCCAACCCGGACAACACAUGAUAAUCGAGUUGGUGAUUGACAGAAGUGUUGCUUUUCUCGUUCUGUUUUGGUGACCCCCGUAUCAAAAUGUAGCCGGCUGUGUUCUGCAGGUUGUCCUCUAACCAGUGACGUGAAAAUACCCCCAAUUUAUAUUUUUGUGAUGGUUUCAACGGCGCAUAUUCCUCCCUAAUCGAUUAGUUAUUUAUUGCGUGUAGAUAGUACAUUUUGUUUGUUUUCACACCUUAUGGAUCAGUGGGGACUGUGAAGAGGCACAUACACAUGAAUACACACACGCAUGGAAACAUGCUCUAUUUUGUGUGGUAGUAGUGUGUAGUGACCUGAGGGCACACACUUACAUUUGACAUUUUAGUCAUUUAGCAGACGCUCUUAUCCAGAGCGACUUAAAGUUAGUGAGUGCAUACAUUAUAAAAAAAAAAAAUUUCAUACUGGCCCACCGUGGGAAUCGAACCCACAACCCUGGCGUUGCAAACGCCAUACUCUACCAACUGAGCUACAUCCCUGCCGGCCAUUCCCUCCCCUACCUUGGACGACGCUGGGCCAAUUGUGCGCCGCCCCAUGGGUCUCCCGGUCACGGCCAGCUACGACAGAGCCUGGAUGCAAUGCCUUAGACCACUGCGCCACUCGGGAGAACACUUAAUGUGUUGUGAAGUACAAUUUAAAAAACAAACAUUACAAUACAUAACUGCCUUAAUUUUGCUGGACCCCAGGAAGAGUAGAUGCUGCCUUGGCAGCAGCUAAUGGGGAUCCAUAAUAAAUACAAAUCUAUCACAAACUGUUUCCACAUAUUGGUUAUUGAUUUGGACACUUUCAAACUGUGUUUUGACAUUGGGCUAUUUUAUGAAUGUCUUGUCAUCAGGAAGCAGCGACAGCAUCAUUUUCAGCAUAAGUUUUAGAAAUAUAAAUUGAACUUUCAACAUUAGUUUCCAAUUGUAUUGCACUUAAUCAUGUAAUAAAUGCUGAAUGAGUCCAAAAACAUGCUGUGAUUUGAUUUUGAUAAUAUACCAGAAAUCACCAAAAUGGACAUGUAAACUUAGUCAAAUAUGUGCCAGAGGGAGCUUUCCUUGGCCACUGUGCUGCUGCUUGCGCCCUAGUCUAGGCUGUGUUACUGUUAAAGCACUUUGUGACAACUGCUGACUGCUGGAUUUAAGUUUUAUCGACUCCCUCUCCUCUUCAAUAGAUCCAGAAGGUGAUCCUGGCCCUCGGCGACUACAUGGGAGCCUCCUGCCAUGCCUGUAUCGGCGGAACCAACGUCCGCAACGAGGUGACAAAACUCCAGGCUGAGGCUCCCAAUAUAGUGGUUGGAACUCCAGGCCGCGUGUUCGACAUGUUGAACCGCAAGUUCCUCUGUGAGUGAUGUCAGGGCCUUUCUUUUUGUGACCAGAUUUGUACAGAUAACAUAGGUUUGUCAAACAUUUCGCAAUGUUAUGUUUACAUCUGUAUGUUUUUGUUUACUGAAGAGUAUUGACAUUUCACUUUGUGUUCAAGUUUUGUCUAAACCAAGUGCUCAUCUUCCCCCUCAGCUUCUAAGUACAUCAAGAUGUUUGUCCUGGACGAAGCUGAUGAGAUGUUGAGCCGGGGUUUCAAGGACCAGAUCUACGAGAUUUUCCAGAAGCUUGGCACUAGUACACAG
Messenger RNA from Coregonus sp. 'balchen', 7324 nucleotides. The record is from the annotation of a GenBank genome assembly. Lineage: Eukaryota; Metazoa; Chordata; Actinopteri; Salmoniformes; Salmonidae.